Apis cerana (Asiatic honeybee) is the source of this 4291-nucleotide messenger RNA. Its product is annotated as radial spoke head 10 homolog B. The record is from RefSeq and is a predicted model, not a curated record. NCBI's taxonomy places the organism in Eukaryota, Metazoa, Arthropoda, Insecta, Hymenoptera, Apidae.
GACCGUUUCAAAUAACUCGAAAAUUACUAAAUACAAGAAAAUGUUUUAUAUAAACUUUCAUAAUGUAAUAGUAAAAUUAUAAAUAUAUUCUCAUCUAUGUAUGAGCUUUUCAAUAUGUUGAUAUUAAAUUAUAUUAAACAAUCAAUAUGUUUAUUACAAAAGUUAUGCUCGUUAUGAUGAUAAUGGUUCAUAUGAUGGCGAUUGGAUAAUGGACAAGAUGAAUGGGACUGGAUUACGGAUUUAUCCAAGCGGUGCUCGUUACAUGGGUCAAUGGAAAAAUGGAAUUCGUGAUGGUAUCGGGACUAUGGUCUGGACCAAUGGAAAUUUUUAUCGUGGAGAAUGGAAAUGUGGUUUAAUGCAUGGUUAUGGAGAAUAUGUAUGGAAUGGAUUCUUCAACAGAACUUUUACUUGGCCACAAGAAGCAUCUUACACAGGUUAUUGGCGUCAUGGAUUGCGCCAUGGCAAAGAUUGUUUUCAUAUAGGAGAUAUGAAAUUUAAUUCUGUUGGUGGAGCAAAGUAUUCUGGAUAUUGGGAGGAUAAUAAGAAACAUGGUUAUGGAAUUAUAAUUGGAAAUAAUGGCGAAAAAUUCGAAGCUAAUCCAUUAUUUUUAAAUGAUAUUUUAUGUACUGAUAUUAUAAAAGAUAAUAAUUUUGAAAAUGAAUCAGAAAUAAAAAGUAAAGAAGAAUACAUGAUAAUUAAAGAUGUGAAACCAAAAUUUAUUGAAAAACCUGCCGAAUUGGCAAAAGGUUUCGUAACACCUAUCCUAAAACCAGAACAAUUUCCGUGUUUAACUUAUUAUAUAACUCGUUUAUUGGAUCCAGAAAGUUUGGAACCAUAUUUUGAACCUUCAAUUUCAUCUGGAAGAUGUUAUAGUUGUGAAAACGAAUCUUGUGCUUGUUUACAUGUACCUUCAAACGAUAUUGUUAUAAAUAAAAUUAUAAAUGAAGAAAACGAUUUCCCACAAGGAGAGCUUUUUAAUUCUGAUGUAGUAGAUAUAACAAAAUCUGAAUGGAAUUAUGAAGAAUGCUGGAUAUACAAAUGUUUAAUGAUUCAUAUUCUUCGUUUACGUCAAAUUUAUAAUGAUUAUGCCAAAUUAUUUGCAAAGCCAGCACCAAAAUGUAAUCUUGUAAUGAGCAAACUAUGUUUAUGGCAAUUAUGGAGAGAUUGUAAUGUCCAAAAAAAAAUUUCUCUUUCCACAAUUGAUAAACACAUAGCAAAAAAUAAAAGUACAAUAGUGAAAGAUCCUCACCAUCCAUUUGAAAAGAUUGAAAUCUGGCAAUUUUUACAUGCGUUGUUAGAAGUAUCUUGGCAUUUAUAUACAAAAUAUAAUAAUGAAGAAAUCGGAGAAAUGAACGGAAAACUUGCUAAUGGUUUGCACAAAUUUUUAAAAAAUGAUAUAUAUCCUCAUAUUGGAAAUCAUGUUGGUACUUUAUGCAAUGAAAAUAAGGAUAUAUUACCUAUAAAUUGUGUUUUUAAAUUGUAUCAACAAAUUGGAUAUCCACCUUCUGCAAGAGAUUUGCUUCAAUCAACAUGUAUUUUGAAUGCAAAAGAUUCACGAUUGUUUGCUACGAUCACUGAAACUAUGAAAAUAUUUCCGGAGGGAAUUAAUUCUGUGACAAUAGGUGAAAAAAUUAGUUAUUUAUUAAAACUUAAUGAAAUGUUUACAUUACAUAAUUAUACGACUGAUAUAUCAAAAAAAAAUGAAAAUAAUCUAAUUAAUAAAUUGUUGAUUUUUAGUCAGCUAGGAGUUAUAAAAAUGAUAGAAAUCAUGACGCUAAUAUGUCCUGGAAUAAAAGAUACAAAUACUGAUAUAAUUAUAAAUAUGGAUUAUAAGGUACAGAUAGAAAUUUCAUUCAUGAAAUAUCAUAAAAUUGAAAAGAACGUGGCAGUUGGCUCUCCUUGCAACCACGGAUGGAACGAUUCAGUCUUGAGCGAGCAAUAACAAAAUUGUGAGUGUCAUCGGAACAAGCGAAUCCAUUACGCAUUUUUACAUAAUGAUGCAGUGGAACUUAAUUGAUUUUUAUGCAUAAAACACUAUGCUAAAUAUAUUUUCAUAAAAGUCCCAGGGCUCAGGAAGUCAGAGGAACGAUAGUGUGUGACUAAAUCGCUUAUAGUAAUGUUUUUACUUAAAAUGCAAUAUACGCGUUACUUCUAAUCCAUUAUAUUAUCUUUUGAUGUCUUCCUUUUUUAUAUUUAUUUUAGAGAUAUUGAAUACACUAAUAUUUGAUUAAAUAUAAAAUUUGAUUCUUUUUUAUAUUUAUUCGAAUUUAUUAUUGAUAUUUUAUUUUCUUCGAAAGAAUAAAAAUGAAAAUAUGGAUAAUGAGAAGAAUGAAAAUUUAAUUUAAUAUUAAAAAAUAAAUUUCGAAACAAAAAAAGAUUUAUAUAAAAAUAUAAAAUCUCAUUUAACUGCCAAAUUAUAAAAUAUUAUACAAUUCAUGUACAAAAUAUAUAUUUUUACAAAUUGUGAAUCAUGCAAUAAAUGUAAUCAUAAAAUAAUUAUUAAUUUUUAAAAUCAAAAUGAAAAAAAAUCCGAAGACUUAGAUAUUUCAAUAGUAGAUUUAGAAGUAUUGCGUCAUCGCAGCUAAAGCCGGUUCAACAAUCCCUAUAAGUAAUUCUAAAAUAUAAACUAUAUACCGAUGCACGUAAUUACAGUACAGCACAACAAAACACGCUUUUAUGACAAUAAAGCGCGACACUGUUCAAAUCCUCGAUAGCAAGUAUAUUAUUCGAUUUAAUAAUAUUUGAAUUAAAAUUAAUCAAUAUAAGUUCUUAUAAAAUAUGAAAUAGUUGAUAUAUUUUUAUUCAAAAAUUAUUUUAACUUCCUGCAUAAAUAAAAAAUAAAAUAAUUUAUUUUUAAUAAUACUACUAACAAAUCAUACCAAAAAAUGUAUCGUAAAUAUACAACACGAUCAAAAUUUAAUUUAUAUCGUAAAUUAUUUUCAAGUUCGAUAUAUUUCAUUACUUUUUAUCAAUUCAUUUAUAAAUUUAUAUUUUUGAGAUAAAUUCGUUAUACUAAUGAUUAAAAUAUAAAAAAACAGAUUAAUAAAUUGAUAGUAGAAAAUAUUUUUCAUAAAAAUAUCUACAACAUGUAUCCAAACUAUUCGAUAAAUAGGAUACUUUAGUUUAAGUAACUUGAAUGCCAUCGAGCGACUGUUACAUUUUACUUUGUUUAAUUGAUUAUCGAGAUACAAUAUGAAACGAACUAAUGUCUUUAUAAUGCAACUAGUAGACAAACAGUGAGUCUUUUUAUAAAAAUUGUUCGAAUAAUUAUUGAUAAUAUAACUAUUAGAAUGGGUGCAGUACAUAAUGAGCCCCAGGACAUAUAAUAUCUCUCACGUAAGUAAUGUAUCAUCCAAUUCUUCUAUUUUGCCUUCAGGCUGAGAUAGAACUUUACGCAAUACUUUGCUGACUACAUCUGAUAAUGAUUCUUUUGCACCAGCAUCCAAGAAAGCCAUACAACGCUGAAAAAUAUAGUUUGUAGAAUUAUAACUAACCAAUAUUCGAAUUCAGUUUAUAUUUGUGUAAUAUAAUUGAUAAAUACCUGAUGUUCUUCUUCUCCUUGUCUCAAUCUAAGUACUGCUAUGAGAGCAAGUUCACUGUUAGCUUUUACAUAACCAUUUUUUUCUUUUGUUCCAUUUACCAACAUAGGUAAAAGUGAUUUAAGUAAUUCUGGUGACAUUUUUUCUGGCGAUAUGUUACGAGCCAAAUGAAUACAAACUUUGGCUAAUAAUUGUUUUACAUCAUUGCUAUUGUUAUUCAUCGACUAAAAUUAUUUACAUAAUAAAUUAUUUAUAUAAAUUAUUUUAUAUUUAUUUUUAUAUAUGUUUAUAAAAAGAAGUAAAUAUAAAAUUAUAUAAUCUUUAAAUUUUUACCCGUACAAACGGAGAUAAAAUUUGUUGAGGUAUAGAUUGUCCUUCAUUCAUAAGAUAUUGAAACAAAUAACCACAAGCUCGUACACCAUUCAUAACAAUUUGAACUCGAUCAGCACUUAAAUACGAAAGUAUUACACUGCAAACGCGAUCUUUUUCUUUAUUAUUAUAGACAGUUGUUGGAGAUUCCUUUAAUGCGACAAAUAAUGCUGCAGAACGUCCAUGUCUAAGCAUCCAAUCAACAGUUGAAUCAUUACCUACAAAUUGUUAAUUAAGUAAUUUUAAUUGUUUAUAACAUGUAAAUCUCAAUUUUUGUGUUUGUUCUUGCUUUCAAAAUUUCAUGAAUAUAUUAAUAUUUUAUAUAUUACACUUAUAUUGUUUUGUAUUAUAUAAAAAAAUAAAAAAUAUAUAAUUAUAUUAAA